Messenger RNA from Thrips palmi, 1229 nucleotides. RefSeq names its product histone-lysine N-methyltransferase EHMT1-like. The record is from RefSeq and is a predicted model, not a curated record. The transcript is spliced from 8 exons. Bases 109 to 966 code for a protein of 285 amino acids. Gene Ontology annotation, cellular component: cytoplasm; nucleus. NCBI's taxonomy places the organism in Eukaryota, Metazoa, Arthropoda, Insecta, Thysanoptera, Thripidae. Gene Ontology annotation, molecular function: protein binding.
CGUAGUGCGAGGUACGCGCGCGCAGCCGGUUCGAACGUGUCAAACGAAGUUCAGAAAGUAACGGCGGCGAAACGGUGGUCUGUGAAGACCGAACAUCUGCGUCAAACCAUGAACGCCACAAUCGACCUAUUUGGAUACCUUGCAGCAGAGGUGAGGGAGAUUUGGUGGCAGGUUGAGGCCGACCUGCUGACUGGGCUCCAUGCCGACCCCACCGUCCUCCUGUACGGGGGCGGCGUAGGCGGCGCGGCCGCAGUGGUCGCGAUGGGGUACCUGCUCUACAGGAAAUGCACCAAAGGUCCUGACUUCUCAGAGCAGACUGACUUGGCUAAGAUCCAUUAUUAUGCAGGUUGUCCACCGGAUCCCGAUGCCACCAAUGCAUGCAUCGAAUUGUUGGCCAAGAACGGUCAUCUAGUGAACGUUCCCCUUUGGAAGCACUGCACUGUGUCGCAUGGAUACACACCUUUCUUGAGAGCCUGCUGGAACAAUAAUUUUGAACUCAUCCAGUACAUGAUAAAUAUUGGAGCAGACAUUUCAUUAUCUAAUUCAGACGGAGAGACUGCCAUGUACUUAGUGGCUUACAGAGUCAGUAAGAGUUCUUCAUGGGACCCCAGAGCUCUCAAUCUUCUGUGGGAAAAAGGGUGCUCUGUUGAUGAUGUAAAUGUGCACAACAACUCCAUGCUUCACUUGGCAGCUAAAGCUGGUAAUGCUACCCUCACCCGGUGGCUGCUCCUGCAUGGGGCAGAUCCCGACAUACGAAAUGCGUAUGGAUUCACUCCCCAUGCCCUUGCCCUGAGGAAAGGUUCUCCUGCCCACCUCACAGUUGCUAAUACUCUGCGUAUUCCAGUCACUAACAGUGUCAGCCCCUGCCCACGGUUUGCCAUAGAGGAGGGUGGUGUUCAAAUGACGCUGUUCCGCUCCGUUAGCUCUCCUGUAAACGGCCAAAGUGAUGAUUCAGUUAUCAACUAACUUACUAGUUUUUUAUUUUUAUUUUUACAAGUUUUACUGAAUUACCAGUCUUCUUGACUCCAUGUAUUCGUAGCAAGAGUUACUGCAAUGUUAUAUUCUGAUUUUGAUGUCAUUAAACCAUCCUGGUGCUUUAGUCAUUCUGAUUAUGAUGUCAUUCAUUUUUGUGUCAAAGCCAUUUUGGCUUAAAUCAUUCUUAUUAUUAUGUCAUUCAUUUUUGUGUCUAAGCCAUCUUGGUGCUUAAGUCAUUAAAUGUCACUUGUCAA